AUGACUAGAAACCAGUCGGUCCAUAUUUCAAGAUGCUUCGAUAGCCUGGAGGAUUCGCAGACAAACCUUUUGUCGUAUAGCACCAGUCCGGUUGAGAAUCAAGAUACAGAAGACGCGCAGCACCCGGGCGCAUAUCAAAGAGAGAAGGAAGAGACAUCAAUAAAUUCUUCACAAACGGACGUGACAUUGAACGACACAGAAAAGCUUCCGCCAAGAAGAACGCAUCGACCGUGGUCGGCGCUUCGAGAAAGAUGGCGCAAUUUGAAACUCGCAACACCAUCGAAAAAAGCAAACAUCCCCAGCGAUGGAGAUGAAUGGACCAAAGGAGUGAAAUUUGCUAUGCGAUGGACUGCUCUGGUGCUCUUUGUGAACAUUGUCCUGGCGAUUAUCGCAAUCGCGAUGGGCUACUCGGGUUCCUCAGCCAGCAAUGAUCGAUCUACAGUUUCGACAGCGAUCUAUGAUGGAAAAUGUUCAGUCUCCGGCGGCUGGGCUUCAGGGCUACAUGUCUUGAUCAACAUCCUGAGUACGGGUCUACUAGCCGCGAGUAAUUAUGCGAUGCAAACACUCAGUGCUCCGUCACGCGAAGAUGUGGAUGCUGCUCAUUCUAAAGGAAAAUGGCUAGAUAUUGGGAUCUUCAGCUACAGGAAUAUUCUCGCCAUGGACAAUAGACGCAAAUUGAUCUGGUUGGUGCUUUUGCUGACCUCAGUGCCUAUUCAUUUGAUGUAUAACUCGGUCGUUUUCUCCUCCAUGGCCACUAACCUGUACGGACUGGUCUUGAUUCCAGAUGAUCUGGGCAGAGAUGAAAUGAUCUCCAAUGGGAACAACUAUACCGCCGAAGGAAUCCGCAAAACAGUUGGGUAUAGUGCGCAGGAUCUGCAAGCCGAGAUUUUCAACGGUACCCUAAAGAAUCUGACCCUGGAAGAGUGCGUGGAUGCCUACGCGGUCGAAUAUAACACCCAUCGCACGACCGUGGUGUUGGUCGCCGAUCGCGAACAUUUCAACAAUUACUCUAGUCUUCAGGCUUAUUAUGGUAUGUCGAGCCAAGACUACUUCGGUUAUAAUUCCUACCGGUACUCUUGGAUGUGCACGCAAGAGCGUCCCGUGAGCUGCACGAAAGAAGAUGUUAUGGAUCUAGUAAAUCGCGGGAAAUGGUCUGUCUGGGCUGAGUAUUGGGCGUAUCGAGAUUGGACGUUCCACGAUCCUAGUCACAAUGGGAUGAACCGGAGUUUCUCAUGCGAUUACAAUCUGGUCGAGCAUCUUUUCGACAAAAACAACACGCCUUUGAGAACCGAUCUUGGAACCCUUUGCAACUAUAUCACGACAUACAACCCCAAUGAAGAGCGGCUGGGGCAGUAUUUGAAGUCUGCUUCUCACUGGGAGAACAGCACCUGGGCGUCGCAAGUUUCAUUCCAAUGGCAGAACUAUACAGACUCUGUGACCAGUUUCGAUGACCCAUUGUAUUCACCAGCGCUUGAAGUCUCCGUAUCCCACUGCAUGAGCAAGGAGAGCGAGGAAAAGUGUCAGUUAUUGUUUAGUUUGCCAAUAUGCCUCGUGAUCAUUCUAUGCAAUAUGAUCAAACUAGUUGGAAUUUGCCUGGCAGCGAAUACUAAGCGGAAGAGCAUUUUCCUGACGGUCGGCGACGCAAUAUCCUCAUUUCUGUCGUCGCCGGAUCCAUCGACGAAGCAUCUAUGCUUUCAGGAGGCCCCGGAAUGGGAUGAUAAAGAAGAGGUUCUGAGGAAAGAGUCAUAUGUAACAAGACCGUUUGGUUUGAGUUCUCCAAGGGAACACGGUCAUCACAGUACGCCUCUCAAGCGUUUUAUCUCCAUGAGCUCCCUAUAUGCAUCUGGAGAUGCCGAUCGCGGCUCCAAACCCCGGAACCUCUCCUGUCCAAGGAGGUGGUAUCAGGCAGUAAGUUUAAGAUGUUGGAUGCUACUACUUUUCAUCAUAAUUUCUUCCUAUAUUACCGCUACCGUCUUAUUCCAUAUUGGAAGUGGCCAGCGCUACCCAUACCAAGUCACCCUGCAAACCUCGUGGGAAACCGGCUUCGGCAAGCCCAGUUCCGUCGCGAUGAUCGGCCAAGCGGCGCAAAGCGUCAUGGAAGUGGUCCUUCUCAGCAAUCUCCCCCAGCUAGUGCUCUCCGUAUUAUACUUCCUCAGCAAUGGAAUAUUAAUAAACAUGGUCGUUGCAGCCGAAUACAACGACUACGCAAUCCAUCGAAACCCGCUCCGAGUGUCCUGGCCGAAAGGCCAACAACGAUCAACCCGCUACCUCAGCCUACCUUAUCGGUACAGGGUGCCGUUUGUGAUUUUUUCAGUCGGGCUGCACUGGCUCAUGUCGCAGAGUCUCUUCUUUACACAAGUCCGACUGUUCGAUAUCGAUGGCGAACUUGUCGAGCGUUGGAGUACGACUCGGUGUGGGUAUUCGCUGGUGGCUAUUCUUACUACUUUGAUUGUGGGAGCGAUCGCUACGCUUACCUUGGUGGGGCUUGGUCUGCGAAAAUAUAAGUCGAAUAUGCCGCUUCCUAUCUAUAGUAGUGUGGAAAUCAGUGCUGCUUGCCAUCCCCCGCCGGAUGAUCAGGAUGCAGCCUUGAAGCCCGUGAUGUGGGGUGUACCUAUAGACGGUGCAUAUGGUGGGAAUACAGUGGACGCAAGAUCGGGAUAUUUUACCUUUACUUCACAGGAGGUUUUAACAUGA
This is a messenger RNA of Aspergillus affinis, 2694 nucleotides long. RefSeq lists its product as uncharacterized. The transcript has 3 exons. NCBI's taxonomy places the organism in Eukaryota, Fungi, Ascomycota, Eurotiomycetes, Eurotiales, Aspergillaceae. Bases 1 to 2694 code for a protein of 897 amino acids. The record is from RefSeq and is a predicted model, not a curated record.